This is a messenger RNA of Conger conger (European conger), 4654 nucleotides long. RefSeq names its product polycomb group ring finger 5b (gene pcgf5b). NCBI's taxonomy places the organism in Eukaryota, Metazoa, Chordata, Actinopteri, Anguilliformes, Congridae. Gene Ontology annotation, biological process: regulation of transcription by RNA polymerase II. The coding region runs from base 458 to 1165 and encodes 235 amino acids. The record is from RefSeq and is a predicted model, not a curated record. Gene Ontology annotation, cellular component: PRC1 complex. The transcript is spliced from 9 exons.
ACAGAAGCUAGUUCCGUAUUCUGUACUACUUUGCCACACAUCAUCCACUCGCCGUUACCAGCAUAAGGUUACCAAAUCGUGAAUUUACAUCUAAUUCUCAUGACCAUGGCUUCGUGAUAACUGGAAGGUAGGCGAAGGGAUGCGGUUUUAUUACAAGUAGCCACCGAGCAGCAGAUGCGAUUGCGUAUCAUUUUCACAAGCUCCUUGUGACCAUCUGUGUUAGAAGUUAAAAUGAAGUGCCCACUGUGUUGUCUGGAAGAGAAUGCGUUUUCCGUGAGGUGAAGACAGGCUUGCAAUGAGGCGGACGCAGGGGGAAGUCGAGCAGCGUGGGGUUGUGCAGACGCUCCUGUGAACCCUGUCCCACGCCCCCUCCCCCCCUGCACCCACCAUCACCCCUCUCCUCUCGUUCCGUCUGCCCUUCCCCUUACCAUCUUCCCCUCCUCUGCCGGGGCUGAAAAUGGCUGCACAGAGGAAGCACCUGGUCAAAGAUUUUAACCAUUUCAUCACCUGCUACGUGUGCAAGGGAUACCUGAUCAAGCCUACCACAGUGACAGAGUGCCUCCAUACGUUUUGUAAAAGCUGCAUCGUCCAACACUUUGAAGACAGCAACGACUGCCCCAAAUGCGGCAUCCAAGUCCAUGAAACAAACCCUCUGGAAAUGUUACGGUUGGAUAACACCUUGGAAGAAAUAAUUUUCAAACUUGUGCCUGGACUCAGGGAAAGGGAGGAACAACAGGAGAUCGAAUUCUGGAAGAAGAACAAGUCAAAAGAGAAUGGUGAUGAAGAUGGCCCCAGGUCCAAGAAGCCCAGGAUGGAUGAUGACGAUGAGGAAGGUGGAGACCAGGACUACCACAGGAGCGACCCCCAGAUAGCCAUCUGCCUGGACUGCCUCCGUAACAACGGGCAGAUGGGGGAGAACAUCGUGAAGGGCUUAAUGAAGAAAUUUAUACGCUGCUCGACUCGGGUGACCGUCGGAACAAUUAAGAAGUUUCUUAGUUUGAAGUUAAAGCUUCCAAGUUCUUACGAGCUGGAUGUUCUAUGCAACGGAGAGAUCAUGGGGAAGGACCACACCAUGGAAUUCAUCUACAUGACCAGGUGGAGACUCCGGGGUGAAAAUGCUUAUCCCAUGGUGCUGGAGUAUCGGCCGCGAAUUGACUUUGGUUAAGCGGGGACAGGCCCAAGCAGGAGACUCCUGCUGAAACUCCAACCCAUCGACAGAUCGCACAAUGAAUGGACCUGCCUGGCAAAGGGGAGACAAACAUCUUCUUCCAGUUCUCCUCAGAUCCACAUCUGCAUGCAGUCACGACUCCUUUUUGGCCUUAUCUUCAUUUUUAUUUGUGUUCUUUAAUAGUCACGCAUUUCUCCUCUCUUCUUCCCUACUCUAUCUUUCUCUCUCUCACACACUCUCUCUUGCUCUCUCUCUCUCUCUACCAUCCCACAAAUACACAAGGUAGUUGUUUGGGGACACACUUUGAGUGAUGUGAGUUCUUUUUAAGUGAUGUGACUGCAGCCUAUGAGUCCACAACAGUCCUUACUGAUCCGAAGGGAGAGAGACUUCCAGGGCACAGAAUGGUGUGGGUGUCAGAUCACCUCCAGUGGAGUUUCUUCCAUAGUGUGUGAUCCAUGCUGUGGAAUCUGGGGAUGGAGGACUCCGAAGGCAAUGGCUCAAAAUGUGUCCUUGUUUGUCAGGAGUAUUGAGUUAGUAGUGCUUCAGAUCCCUGAAAUUAAUUCCUUUCACAAUUUGUGAAAGUCUGAUAGAUUCAGUUCCAAUGAAGUUGACUCUUAAAGGUACAGCAGUGCACAAGGUUAAAUGGUUGCACUCUUAACCACUACUUUGAAUCAUUUUUCCUGUGAGAUGUUUUAUAAUGUUACCAUAUGACAACAAGUGCAGGUGUUCUGCCCCAUACGUUGAGUAAAGCCUGCAUGAAAAUUGAGACUAUGUUUCAGAUUUACGGUAAAAGGGUAUUUUAAAGGUAUAAAACUGGGAAUACUAAAGACACAUGUUUCUCUAAUUAUACCUAUGUCCAAAGGAAAAUGCACUCCCAUUUUCAUUUAUUAUAAUGAAUAUAAAAACGUCUACCCAACCUCUGGAACAAUGAACAGUCUUACUCAAGGAAAAGGGACCAGUAACAUUAGACCUGGGCAGGCUGUGUUGGACCUCAAGACUGAAUCCGUCGGUGUACGUUAAAACACUUGCGGUGGUAUAGUAACAGUCUCUUAGUGGAGGCCUUUCCCAGCAUGCCUCUGAAGUGCAAUGCUGCACGUGAUGGACGAUUGAGCAGUGCCACAAGCCUCAUUCUCUACCAUCUUUGACUCUGUAGAUAACUCGACAAGUAUUGCACCGGUUUACGCACACAUAGCAUGUCAUUGGUACAUUGGUAAGAAAAAGGGUAUGAGGAGUUUGCUGUGACGUGGGGAACCAGUUCUGUCUGUUUGUAACGCCUCUUUUGUACAAGGUUUGAUUUUUAUACAUGUUCUUGUAGUCAUUCUCAAUGCAAUGGAAGUCAAGUAAGCAACACUGAAGUAAGUUUUUUUUUUUUUUUUUUUUUUUAAGAAAAAAUAAAACAAAACAAAAAACAAGGAAGCUGUCCCAGAUGUUGGCAAUGGCAAAUUCCCUGUACAUGUAUGUUUGCCAAAUGGGACUUUUUUUAAAGGUUUACUUGUAGAUGCUGGAGAUUUGUACAAACUCUGUUUCGUUCCGCUGUUUUGACGAUCCAACUAACUCCUCUCCCCACUCAAGGUGCAGUAUUCCAGCUGCCACCAUGUCCUCCCCCCCCCCCCCGACUCACGGUGAUUCUCGCAGUAUCUGGCAGCUCGGCCUGUUUAAUGUAAUGGCGAAGGAUAAACGGAUGCAGUAAUGCUUGCGUUGUAUUUUUAUUCUUCCCAUUGCCGCGUGAGUCAUCCAGCCUGGCCUCUUCCGCGAGACAGGUUUUAAUCAUGGCAUGACCAGUAAGAGGGCCGUCUCCCUUUCUGACUGACGGGGGGGUGCUGGAGUUACCGGCAGGCUCACGUCAGACGUCAGACGUACCUCUGGCAGACAAAGGCCUCCCAGAAACCUGCUGCCCCACAAAGCCACAGUUCUGACAUCCCAGAAUGUUGCCUAAAUACGGAAACGCUACAUUGAUGGUAAUUAUGCAUUUGUGACGGCUUGACUCACUCUCUGGCAAGGACAAGCCAGUGUUCAGAGAGCAGUGGUUCUCUCCUCCCCAGCCAGACUGCAAUAUGAUUACCCAGGCGGCUUCUCCUGACAAUCUCUUGAACUGGUAAUAGCUUUUUUGGCACUAGGCAGAGGAAUAUUGAUGGGUUUUAGUCAGAUAGAUCUGAAUGCGAAACUCACGUUUUUUCACGGACAGUAUCCCUUGCCAUCUGAGAACGUCGGCAGCAAGGGUGACCUACAUUUGCUUAGAUUUCGUCAGAUGCCUGUUAUUAAUUAACCUCUUCUCUGUCUUCAAAGUAUUUUUAAAGCGAUACCCCUGUUUUGUUUUUACUCCCACUCUGAUUGUAUAGCUAUGGAAAGGUUCACUAUGUUAUUUUAAAUAUAUUCAUAUCGGUGUAUAAUUUCAAUGACUAUGUUGAAUAUUUCCAGUGACAUAUGGGUAAAUACAUUAUUUAAGAAUUAUCGAGGAGACUAAGUUGGUUUUUAAAGUUGAGACAUAUGAAGGGAAUUUUCAGGGUAAGGUGCAGUAGUGAAUCAUAUUUACUUGCAGGAUCAGGAUUCUGUAGAGGCGUAGCCGCCUUUCUGUGGCUGAACUUAAUUAAGGGCACAGAAUUAGGACAAGCAUUUUUCAUCAUGUUUUCUUUCAGGAAGGAGAAAACAGAUACCAUGUCUCAAAACGUCUACCUUGAAUCACUCCAACAUUGUUCAGUAAAAGAAAGAAAGAAGCAGAAAGAGUCGGUGAUUGAGGGAGGGCAAAGAAAUGAAUUGUCUUUACUGCAUUUGUCUUCAAAUGCUGUUUCCGUUUAUAAUUUGAUUGAAAUUCCUUGAUGCAUUCGACAAAUAUAUUUAUAACCUUCCAUAUGCCAGCUUGGAUUUCGUCUGUAUUUGUGCAAACAAAUAUGCAGUUGCUUUGCGAAGUGUGUGUGGCCAUACUUGCAGCCAGUAAGCACCUGUGGAAACAGUGUCAGGGGGAUGUAAUGAAAUGGCUUGUACAGACGUCUUUACAAAUCUCCACUACUACAGCCGUUCACGUGUUACUUAGAAAGUACAACUUCAUUUGACAUUGUUCUUGUCACUCAUUCCUUUACAACAGAGCCUAAGAAACUGUAUGUCAGCUUCUUCUAAUAAUCUUUUCACACUUGUGCUUUUUCUUGUUUAAGGUGUCUUUGAAUAGUGUUUAUAAAACUACUCUGAAACCCCACGGUGGUUUAAUUGUUAGCUGAGAAAAAAUGUUUAGACUGAAUAAUCCUUGAAAUGUCCUCGUUCUGCGUUAAACAAUAUGAUGUAUUUUUGUAAUGAGAAGCACUUGUAGAUAUUUUAUCUUUAAAUUAAACUGUAUGUGUAUGUUUUCCAAACAUAAAUGCUGCUUAGAAUAAUCUAUUCUAUUUUUCAAUGUAAAUGUGCCUGAACUGCAUUCCUAUAGAGAUUAGAAAUGUAUAUAUGCAAGAGUUGUUCUAUAUGUGACUUGACAUUAUUAAAAAAGGAGAAAAAGCCUCA